Molecule: messenger RNA, 1969 nt
Organism: Sinocyclocheilus rhinocerous
Lineage: Eukaryota; Metazoa; Chordata; Actinopteri; Cypriniformes; Cyprinidae
Gene: glis3
Product: GLIS family zinc finger 3
Exons: 12
Coding region: 170-1969 (599 amino acids)
Biological process (GO): regulation of transcription by RNA polymerase II
Cellular component (GO): nucleus
Molecular function (GO): DNA-binding transcription factor activity, RNA polymerase II-specific; RNA polymerase II cis-regulatory region sequence-specific DNA binding
Source: RefSeq, a predicted model, not a curated record
AGACUCCGCUCAAACUCACCCACGAUGCGGGAAAUAGCCAGCUCGCCCCUGAUGACGUCACCGCGGCAGAAGUUUGUCUGAAGCGCUUUACUAUUCUGAUAAAGGUGACAUGAGGAGACUUUAACAGGUGAACGCAGAAGAUGGUGUUCUGUGUCGACCAGUGACGGACAUGAAUGGGAAAGGCUAUAACCUGUUGGUUUCUCCGUCUGGUACGGCUCAGGUUCCUCACCUGAGGGUCCAGACGGGUCACUCCUGUUCUCCAUCGCUCCAUCCCGAUGCCACAUCUGGAAACCCGGCCCUUCUUCCCGCACUGAGCCUCCGCCGGCAGCUGCUGACCAAUGGGAAGCUGGGCUUUCCGCAGUCCUCACGACAUCAAGCCCCGCCCCUUUCGCUCCCAGCAUCCUCUCCCAAACAGUCAGUUCGACCCAGCUGCCUGGACACUGGUACGAAAGGUUACUUGUCUUUGGGGAUGAACAGAAAAGUGUUUGGGCCGUGUAGCGGUUCAAACCUGCAGGUGACGAGCAAUGGCAUGCUGGUCCGGAGUCUGGGUCCGGUUUCUUCACAGACUUCAGUCCAAAACGGCCCACCUCAUUCACUCGCUGUUCCCUUCACUGACGCCAGUAGGUGUUUGCUGUCCAGAGAAUCCCUGGCCUCGACCACCCUCAGCAUCGCCGAGACGCAAUCGAUUCGCAGCAGUAAGCUGGACUGGCCCUACGGUUACCGUGUUCUGCCUCCUUUAGGGCUAGGGUUUAACCAGACUUCAGAAGCAGCCGAUCCCAAUCUCAUUCCCGGGACCUCCAUGUCCGAAUCCGUCUCCAACCCCACGUUUCUACCGCAUUAUCUCUUCAAGGAGGACGCCAGCAGUCCGCGGCUCUCAGCCCGCUCCAAAAAGCGAGCGCUGUCCUUGUCUCCUCUGUCCGAUGGCAUCGGUAUCGGCCUCGACCUCAACUCCAUCAUCCGAACCUCGCCCACGUCGUUGGUGGCGUACAUCAUCGGUUCCCGCACUUCGCCGGCCUCACGCCCCACUCCUUCUCCUCUGCAGUCCGAUGUUUGUGGACACCUGCUGGGCAUCAGAGGCAGCUGCAUCCCUCAUCCCAACCCCGGCAAACACAUCUCCAAAGACAGGUCAAGUCAGAUGCUCUCUGAUGACACCGAGAGUUUGGAGGCGACGCCACACUGCAGAAUAGCACCUCCUGGUGACAGCGAUCGAGCCAAACACCAGCGAACACACGUCGACACAAAACCCUACGCUUGUCAGAUCCAGGGCUGCGCAAAACGCUACACAGACCCCAGCUCUCUGCGCAAACACCUCAAAUCACACUCCUUAAAGGAGCAACAAGCCCGGAAGAAGUUGAGACGCAGCACAGAUCUCAGUCAGGACGGACUCACUGAGUGUUUGACGGUUCACAGCCUCGCACCACUGGACCUGAUUGAGACCAAGCGCCAGUCGCCCACUAACGAUCUCUACACUGUGUUCACCCUGAACCAGACAAACGCCCUGCAGAUCCCAUCCGAUCCACAGACCCUUCAGAGCUACAUGCAGCUGCCGCCCGUACAGGGAAACAACAGGUUCAGGGUUCCUGUGUCGCAUCAGAUGUCUUCAGUGCCCCUGUCAUCUCACCAAAACACUCCCAAACUCCCCAGAUACUCCAGCCAUCCCAGGACAUCCCACCCUGACAGUUUCUCUGCCGAUGUCCAGACCGUGUUCUCAUAUGGUGACCCACUGCAGGCUGCCAAACACAUUCCUCCCUGUUCCAUGAUGCAGAUGCCCAUGUUUGAGGACAAUCUGGGCUCCUCAGACCUGCUGCACACAACUCUGUCAGCAGUGUUCGACUGCCAAACUGGACCGGAAGAGUUUCUGGGAGAGCAGGUGCCUUCGGUGCCUUCGGUGCAGGAGGAUAAUUACCUUCACAUCCGUAGCGUGGAGAGAAGCCCGAGCCGGAUCUCAUGUGUCUUUACUGAAGGGUGA